CAAAAUGAUCUACUUUCCAGAUACCUUCCUUCACUGGCUGAACAUUUUCAAAAAAUGUUGCUCCGAAUGUACUUAUUAUUAAAGAGAGAGAACAGUUCUCAGAUAGUAACAUGUAUAUUCAUCUUUUUCCAUGUUAUGAAGUCCUGCCAUACUGAAGAAAAUCAUGAGAGGCACCAUAUUCAAGAUCCCAGACAGUGUUUCUGCGGAAGACGUAGAGGAAGUAUGCCACACUAUUGAAGGCCUGAAGCCGUUCAACAGCUACAACAUUGCAGUUUCCUGCAUUCAUGAUCUUGAUGAAGGCCACUGGAGUGACUGGAGUGAGGAGACAACUGGUGUCACACUGGAGAGUGCACCCUCUAGACCACCAGAUGUCUGUUAUAAUGUGGAGAAAGUGAACAAAGACAGACCCCAUCAACUUAUGCUUAUGUGGAAGACCUUGAAUGCGCAUGAUGCCAAUGGACAUAUUCUUGGGUAUGAAGUGAGCUACAGGCAAAAAAAGCACCCCUUUUUGAGUAGGAUCGUUAACACCACAAAUCUGAAGAUGGUCUUUGAAGUGACAGAAGAGGAGUUGGAGGUUGCAGUCAGGGCAUACAAUAGUGCUGGUGGAUCUCCUUACUCUCAUAUAAAGAUUGAUCCACGUCUCUGUCAGACUGAUCUUCAGCUUGGGAAAACAUACAGAAUCAAUGUUUACCCCAUAUCUUAUGAACUGUGUGGUCCACCGAAGUCAAUCAAUGCCAACCUCAAUGGAGCACUUUUAGGGGCUGUCCGAUUGCACAUUGAGGAUGUGACUAAAGACACAGUGUCUGUACAGUGGGAGUGGCAGCAGAUGGAGGUGCACACCAAAGUUCUUCAGUACCGAGUGCUACUGAGGAUGGGGAUGACGCAAAUUGAUUCUUUUCCGGUCUGGCCAGAUGUAAAGCAGCACACAUUCUUCAAGCUACGUGCAAACACAGCCUAUUCUGUUCAUUUAGUAGUGGAGACUCCUAAUGACAACAUUUCAAGUGAAAUUAUUCCUAUAAAAACUAAUGAUUUUGAUUUUAGUGAAAGAAUUAUUUUCACAGCCUGUGGAAUCCUGCUGCUGAUUCUUAGCAUUGGAAUUAUCUUCAUGUUAUACAGAAUUGUGUAA
Molecule: messenger RNA, 1126 nt
Organism: Esox lucius (northern pike)
Lineage: Eukaryota; Metazoa; Chordata; Actinopteri; Esociformes; Esocidae
Product: interleukin-6 receptor subunit beta
Exons: 10
Coding region: 164-1126 (320 amino acids)
Biological process (GO): cytokine-mediated signaling pathway
Cellular component (GO): signaling receptor complex; external side of plasma membrane
Molecular function (GO): cytokine receptor activity; cytokine binding
Source: RefSeq, a predicted model, not a curated record